AUGGCACAAUCACAAUUCCUGAUAGAGACUCAAGUUAAAAGUUCACUUAAUUUUUCACUUACCACUGCAGUAAGUAAUCUACAAAGAAAUUUACUUAUGGCUCGUGAGAUGACUUUAGCCAAUGGUUUGAUAUCAGGUUUAGCUACGAAUUAUUAUGUUGCCUAUCCUGGUCAAGUAACUUCGUCAAAAGCUAUGGGUAUUAUUGCGAAUGUUUUUGAAGAUGGAUGUUCUUGUUCGAAUGCUGGCGGUUGUCUUCGACCCGCUAUCAUCUCUGGAUCUAUCAAUGAAAAAACAAUAAAUUCAACAAAAGUACCAGGUAUAAUGUUCAAUUGUUUACCAAUGGAUGGUACACUUGCUUCAACAUUUGAAUGUUAUUAUGAUACAGAUUGUCUAUCUUUAAUUCAACAAUAUCUAUCAAUCAAUGACACAUUACAACCAUUGAAUGUAUCAAGCCGUUUCUUUUACAAUGUUACUAUAAAAACAUUGGUUGAUGAAUUAAUGAUUGAAAAUUUAACAGUGAAACCUUUAUUUUCUCUUUAUUAUAAUGUAUGCCAUCCGAAUUAUUGCACUUAUUCAUUUUCACGUCGAUUUGAUAUAAUAUAUACUAUUACAUUAAUAUUCACUGCUGUCGGUGGAAUUUCAGCUGCGUUACGAUUUAUCAGUUUGUUGAUCAUUAAGGUUUUAUGUAAAAUACGACAAAGAUCAAUUCGUCCUAACAAUGAACAAUCGUUUGUUUGUCAUCCUCGAAUAUUAGGUAUUCGACUCUGUACAUUACUCAAUAAGGCUAAAGAUUUACUUAUUAAUCUAAACCUUUUCAAAAGUUUAUCUCGUGAUCCUGAAGUUAUACAUCGACAAUGUAUCAUUACACGUAUAUUUAUUGUCUGCCUUGGAACAAGUCUUAUUAUAUUCAGUUUCUAUACAUUUCUCUCUAUUCAAACAAAGGCCAUUACAAUUCCUAAUCCAUCAAGAACAGAUUAUGAAUAUCUAUCAGAAUUAUAUCCUGAUACUCUACAAUGUUCAUGUUCACAAAUUGCUAUUUCAUAUUCUUCUUUCAUGAAAAUGGUGCACACAUUUCAUCAACUUUGUUCAAGUCGACUUACUUCAUCUGAUUGGUAUAAUCGUCUAUAUAAAUCGAAUGACACCGUUGGAUACAAUCGUAAUAGAUUUAGUUAUACCUUUGCUUCUCAAUACUUUCAAGCACUUGAUGCAUGUUGUUCAUUAUCAGAAAAUACGAUUAAUAAUGCGUACCGGUUAUUUUCAGCGAAUAUGUUUGUUAGCAAUCGUGUACUAUCGGAAAGAAUUUUUUCUAAACAAAUGAACGCUGCCAUUGAUACAUUUAAAAUAGCAACACGUGCAGAAUUCAGUCGUAUCUUCGCAUUUUUUCGUAAUAAUACUCAAACAGGUCAAUUUUCUACUCGAACAAAUUCGAAUAUGCAAUUUUCACUCACUCCGAAUGGUGGAGUAUUAAUGACGAUCGCUACCCUUCCGGUUAUGUCAUCAGACUUGCCGGCUGGUUAUCUUUUUAUUUGUUCUUGUUUGAGUCAAAGUAAUAGAUGUGGUACGCAAGCAUUUGUUUAUGGUUCAUCAGCAGGACUUAGUACUAUUUAUCUUAAAGAUCUAAUAAUUAGAUGUCUACCAACAGAAACAGCAAUUAAAUCAACACUCGAAUGUUGGUAUGAUCCUAUUUGUUAUGACAUCGUAUAUAAAUCGUUUCUUAUAAACGGAGUCGAUUUAAACAACAGUAUACCACUCAAUGCUAAUCUUACAAGCCGAUUCUCGAUCAAUGCGUCUGUUCAAAUGAUCGUCGAUGAACUUUUACUUGAAAACUGGACUUUGAGUGCUUCAUACGAUGAUUUUUACAAACAAUGUGCGCCUACAUCAUGUAUAUAUACAAUUCAACAACGUUUCGAUUGGUUCCUUGUCUUCAUUAAUCUUUUAGGUAUUUACAGUGGUUUGAGUAGAGGUCUUCGAUUGAUUCUUCCAAUAAUCAUUCACUUAUUCUUAAUUAUUAUCCGAUCAAUUCGCGCGCGAAAUCAUCGUACAAAACCUUCAACAUCCAAUAGUCAAGAAAUUCAAUUUCAUAACAUUCCGGCCUCAAGAUUAUCUUGGCUUAGCAAAAUAAAACAAUAUCUAUGUACAUUGAAUCUUUUUCAACGCCCAUCAAGUACAACAGAAACUUAUCCACAAGAAAUCAUAUCAACACGUCUCUAUCUCAUAUUAUUGAUUAGUAUUACAAUCAUACUUGUCUUAUAUACAGGUCUUAUCGAACAAACUAAAAGUAAAACUAUUUCUUUUCCAUCACAAUUUACCUAUGAACAACUUCAACGUCAUUAUGCUAGUACUCUUCAAUGUCCGUGCUCGAACAUAUCCAUACUAUACAACAAUUUCGUCGUUAAUAUCAAUGUCACAUACCAUCCUAUCUGUUCUAGUGGUUUCAUUACUGAUAAAUGGAUAAAUUUCUUCGGUCUUUACGUACUAAAUAGCGCAUGGUGGCUUCAAAAUAUUGAUUUUCGUGCCUGGGGCAUAAUAUAUUUUCGAUUACUUCAAUCACUUUGUUCAUUAGCUGAUUCAACUGUAGCCGACGGUAUCGGACAAUUUUAUGCUAGUGCAUUUAUAUCCACUACAGCAAUGUCUACGUCACAAUUUCAAGUACAGAUCGAUGGUACUCUGGAACUAUUUCAGAAUUCUAUUUUAACUUUAUUUACUCGUCCAUUAGAAAUGUUUCGUGCUAUUGCACAAGGUAAUGCACUCAUAUCUACAUUAGGUAGCAAUUGGAAACCAAUAGUUGGUCGUAAUAGUAUUGGAAGUUCUCUUGUAAAUGUUCCGGUAAUAUAUAAUAAUCAAUCGUGUUCAUGUGCUACAACAAGUUCUUGUUUUGACUCAGCUGGUUUCUACAAUAACAGUCAUACUAAAUUAUAUACUAUCAAAGGUAUCGUACUCGGUUGUCUCUGUUUGGAAUCGAUACUUUUGUCGUCUUUAUCCUGCUUUUAUUCGAAUUCAUGUAUAUUUGAAAUGAUUAAUGCGACUCUGCUUGGUAAUCCAAGUAAACCAACAAAACUGCCUAAUUUUAAUUACUCAAUUAUACCACCAUUGAAACUUUCAUCUUUAAAUUCGACAUAUCAAACUGAUGACACAAUUGAAACUCUUGUUUCUCGUUUGUUUGUUGAUACUUGGUUGAGUGAAACGUCAUAUGAACGAUAUUACAAUGCAUGUACGCCUAUUUAUUGUAUUUAUUCAUAUGAACGUCGAUUAAAUGUACUCUAUGCUUUAACAAUAUUUCUAGGUGUUUUUAGUGGACUUUCCCUAGGACUUCGUUUUAUUAUUCCACGUAUUGUUAAUCUGUUGUACAAAUGUUGUAUUCGUUGUAGAAAUUCAAAAACACGACCACAAUAG
Molecule: messenger RNA, 3393 nt
Organism: Adineta ricciae
Lineage: Eukaryota; Metazoa; Rotifera; Eurotatoria; Adinetida; Adinetidae
Source: the annotation of a GenBank genome assembly